AUGCCUGGUAAUCCAGCGCGGCUAAUCAGCACGGCUAAUCAGCUUCGUCCUACAAGUGUUUUGCCAACCGUUGACAGUCGACUGGCGUAUUCUGAGCAGCAUAUUCGUCAUCCUGUGGAAUCACCUGAUAGCUGGACCGAAGAGUUCGAUAUCGAAGAUCAGAAUGACCCCGACGCUUACUGGUCCAGCGAGGCAGAGGCGCCAACCGAGGACAUUAUCAGUCCAGAGGCCAACGAGGCUAUCGACGACCGUACAAUGAUCGACCGAACGAUGCCGACAGAAAGAAAGACCGCGACCGAUACCGCAACCAAGGCUACAACGAUCGACGCGGCAGUUAUGGUUACCGGAACUAUAACAGUCGCCCUGGCCCUCGCAGAUGGAGACGGUGGAAGUCGGAACGUACCCCCUUCAGCUACCUUUCUUCCUCUUCCAAUACAGACUAUGCUGAAAUCUGACACUAUCUUACGGGACGGUCUUAUGACAAGGAGAGUCCAAUGA
Anthostomella pinea is the source of this 498-nucleotide messenger RNA. The record is from the annotation of a GenBank genome assembly. NCBI's taxonomy places the organism in Eukaryota, Fungi, Ascomycota, Sordariomycetes, Xylariales, Xylariaceae.